This is a messenger RNA of Juglans regia (Persian walnut), 874 nucleotides long. Its product is annotated as reticulon-like protein B9. NCBI's taxonomy places the organism in Eukaryota, Viridiplantae, Streptophyta, Magnoliopsida, Fagales, Juglandaceae. The record is from RefSeq and is a predicted model, not a curated record. Bases 19 to 678 code for a protein of 219 amino acids. The transcript is spliced from 5 exons.
CUUACACACUGCUAAUUUAUGUGGAAAACAAUGGCACAUGUACAACAUUCAAAUCUUUUUCUAGGUGGAAGGUCUGUACAUGAAGCGCUCGGAGGAGGAAAAGUGGCAGAUGUGUUGUUGUGGAGCAACGAAUCCUCUAGAACUGUAUCAGCUGCACUUUUGAUUGGGAUGACAGUCUUAUGGUUUCUUUUCGAAGUUGCUGAGUACAAUCUGGUUACUUUCCUCUGUCACAUCAUCAUCACCACCAUGCUCGUUUUCUUCAUAUGGACCUCCAUUCAUGAUAAUUUCAACUGGACGAUUCCUCCCAAUAUCCACGAUCCUUUGCUGCGGUCGUACUCUGAAUUCAGAGAAGUAGCUUCCACCUUGCUCACAGUGUUGAACGAGUUUUUGCCAAAGCUCCUGAACAUUGCAUAUGAAAGAGAUCUACGACGUUUCCUUUCGGCAAUUCUCUCUCUUUAUAUAUUAUCAGUCGUUGGGUCAUAUUUCAGCUUUCUGAAUCUCAUUUAUUUUGGCUUUCUUUGCAUGGAAACACUGCCAUUCCUGUACGAUAAAUUUCGGUACCAAGUAGAUAAUUUUGUUGAAGAAGCUAUCGAAAACGUGAAAGGAAAAUACAAUGCGUUCGACUCAAAGUUCCUGAACAAGAUUCCCAGGGGCCAUGUAAAAGAAAAGGAAAAAUGAUUAUAACAGCAGCUAGCAGAAGUCAUCAUAUAUAUAUAUUCUUAUGGAGAUGGAAAGCUUUGUGUAAUUACAUGUAGGACAGUAGUUAAUUAUGGACAAGGAAGAUGAAACCAAAAGAAAGGAAUAUCCCAUUACUUGUCUAUAUAUAAUUCAAUAAGAAAGGAUGAAGAUAUAUAUAUACCCUCAAGACCUUUAA